Molecule: messenger RNA, 6430 nt
Organism: Portunus trituberculatus (swimming crab)
Lineage: Eukaryota; Metazoa; Arthropoda; Malacostraca; Decapoda; Portunidae
Gene: GABA-B-R1
Product: gamma-aminobutyric acid type B receptor subunit 1-like
Exons: 19
Coding region: 446-3151 (901 amino acids)
Biological process (GO): G protein-coupled receptor signaling pathway; gamma-aminobutyric acid signaling pathway
Cellular component (GO): G protein-coupled receptor heterodimeric complex; membrane
Molecular function (GO): G protein-coupled GABA receptor activity
Source: RefSeq, a predicted model, not a curated record
AAGCUGUAUAAAAUCACCAAAUAAUAAGCAGAAUGAAUAUGAAAACGUGUCAUGAUACUGAAAGGGGUUACGGGUUAUUGUAAAGGUGUUUGGGUAUGCUUUAAGAGUUUCUAAGGGAGUUUUAAUAGUGUUUAGGAUGUUUGGGUGUGUGGGAGUGUGUUUGAGAGGCUGUGUGGAUACUUGAGGGUGAUUUUGAGUGUGUAUGGGUAUGUUUCAAGGGUUCCUAAGGGUUUUUUAUUAGUUUCUAGAGUGUUUGCGUGUGUUUGUGUGUUUGAUAGGGUGUGUGAAGGGUGUUUUGGUAUGUUUUAAGGGUUUUGAAGUUAUAAUUAAGGGUUUCUAAUUUAUAUUUAGGAUGUUUGUGUUUGAGUUAGUGUCAGGGAGAAUGUGCGAGUGUUUAAGGGUCUUUUAAGGGUCACGUGCCGCUGGUGUGAGAGAUGCUGCGUAGAUGAUGAAGGCGUGGACAUGGGUGUGGGUGGUGGCGGGCGUGGCGGGCGUGGCGGCAGCAAAGGACCGCCUGCUGAACAUCGGGGGCAUCUUUCCCAUAGGAGGCUCCGACGGAUGGCAAGGCGGCAGGGCCUGCCAGCCCUCCGCCAUGCUCGCUAUGGAAGACGUAAACUCCAGGCCUGACCUCCUGCCGGGGUACAAACUCAACCUGGCUUGGAACGACUCAUUGUGCGAGCCGGGCCUGGGAGCAGCUGUGAUGUAUGAUUUGCUCUACAACCAGCCCACUAAACUGAUGUUGCUCGGGGGCUGCUCUACUGUGUGCACCACCAUCGGCGAGGCGGCCAAGAUGUGGAACCUGGUGGUGCUAUCGUAUGGGUCAAGCUCCCCAGCACUCUCAGACAGACAGCGCUUCCCCACCUUCUUCAGGACUCACCCCUCCGCCACCGUGCACAACCCAACGCGUAUCAAGAUCAUGCAGAAGUACAACUGGUCCCGGGUCGCCAUCCUCCAGCAGGCAGAGGAGGUGUUCAUAUCGACAGUGGAGGACCUCGAACUGCGAUGCAAAGAGGCCAACAUUGAGAUCGUGACGCGGCAGAGCUUCCUGACAGAUCCGACGGACGCAGUGAGGAAUCUGAAGCGGCAGGACGCGAGGAUCAUUGUGGGUCUCUUCUACGUGAACGCCGCCAGGAGGGUGCUGUGUGAGAUAUUCAAGAACAAGCUGUUUGGGAAGAGCUACGUCUGGUUCUUCAUUGGGUGGUAUGAGGACAACUGGUUUGAGAGUCACCUGCAGGAGGAGAACCUGAACUGCACAAAGGAGGAGAUGCGGGCGGCAGCGCAGUACCACCUCACCACUGAGGCGCUCAUGUGGAACAAGGACAACGAGAAGACAAUAUCAGGCAUGACUGCAGGUGACUUUAGACGCAGACUCAACCAGGCGCUGAUUGACCUGGGCUACGAGAACCAGAGCACUCCCGUUGGUUACCAGGAAGCGCCCUUAGCCUAUGACGCAGUGUGGAGUGUGGCGCUGGCCCUCAACAAGACGAUGGAGACUCUGGCAGUGGUGAACAGGUCCAUUGAGGAGUUCACCUACACCAACAAGGAGAUUGCAGACGAGUUGUACAAGGCCAUGAAUGCCACACAGUUCCUUGGAGUCUCAGGUCGAGUGGCAUUCAGCAACGAUGGCGACCGCAUUGCGUGGACCCAAGUGGAGCAGAUGAUUGAGGGGCGGUACCAGAAGCUGGGCUACUUCGACGUGCAGACAGACAACCUCACCUGGUUCAACAGGGAGAAAUGGAUAGGUGACAAAGUACCUCAGGACCGCACCAUAGUGAGGAGGCAGCUGCGUACCGUGUCCCUGGGUCUCUUCAUCAGUAUGUGCACCAUCAGCGGCGUGGGGGCCAUGUGGGCACUGCUGCUGCUCAUCUUCACCUUCAUCCACAGACACAGGAGGCUCAUCCAGCUCUCCCACCCAGCCUGCAACAACAUCACGCUGGUUGGGAUCAUGCUGUGUCUGGGUUCCAUCUUCCUACUGGGGCUGGAUGGGCAGUUUGUGGGCAAGCAGCAGUUCCCCAUGGUGUGUGGGCUGCGGGCCUGGUGCCUCUCCCUGGGCUUCACCCUCGCUUAUGGGGCAAUGUUCUCCAAAAUCUGGCGGGUCCACAGACUCACCACCAAGACCAAGAUUGACAGCAAAGUGAGCCACAAAAACAUCCUUCCCUCUCAGCGCGUGGAGCCGUGGAAGCUGUACGUGAUGGUGGGGGUGAUGGUGGUGGUGGACGUGGUGGUGUUGAGUGUGUGGCAGGGUGUGGAUCCUCUGCAGCGCACCCUGGAGGUCUUCCCACUGGAGGUGCCCAAGAACACCAAGGAGGACAUCAAGGUCAUGCCAGAGCUGGAGCACUGCGAGAGCCGCCACAACACCAUCUGGCUCGGUCUGCUCUACGGCUACAAGGGGCUGCUGCUCAUCUUUGGUCUGUUCCUGGCCUAUGAGACGAGGAGCAUUAAGCUGAAGCAGAUCAAUGACUCCAGGCUGGUCGGGAUGAGCAUCUACAACGUGGUGGUGCUCUGCCUCAUCACCGCGCCAGUCACCCUCGUCAUCUCAGCACAGCAGGACGCCUCUUUUGCCUUUGUCUCCUUCGCCAUCAUCUUCUGCUGCUUCCUUUCCAUGGCCCUCGUCUUCAUUCCAAAGAUCAUAGAGAUCCUGCAGCACCCUGGGGAGCGUGUGGAAUACCAGGGGGAUGGGGCGCCGAGUAAAGAGGAGGAGGAACGCUACCAGAAACUACUGAGGGAGAACGAGGAUAUGCAGAGAUUAAUUGCUGAGAAAGAAGAGAAAAUCCGUCUUCUAAAACUCAAACUGCAGGAACGGGCAGCCAUUAGAAGCAAGGAGAAACAGCAACAACAGCAACAACAACAGCAGCAGCAGCAACUCCAGCAACAACAACAGCAGCAGGCACAGCAGCAGCAACAGCAGCAGCAAGCAGAGAACCACAUAAGCAUGCCCUGCCAAAAUGAAGCAAUGUCGCAGCCCCCACGUUUACGACAAGGCUCGACUGACAACCACUCGGAGACAUCGCCACUGCUCAAAGCCAAUGUGGAGCUGUACUAUGGGAGCGGGCAGCCAGCCGUGAGGAUCGUGACCCCAGACGCAGCCUCUGCCCCUGAGGACGCCAUGGUGCCUCGACUCAGCUACGACAUCUCCGAGUCUUACCUGUGAGACAACCUGACCCCCCCUUGCCCCACCACCACUACUCACACCAGUGCCACCAACACCCACACCACUGGCCACACCACCCGGCAAGUCUCUGAUGCUACACCUGACACUUGCCACUCUUACAAACCUUACACCACCACUCACACCAUCGCCACCUCUUCACACAUUGACCGUAAAUCCAGGAGGCGAGUUUCUGAUGUCUCUGAUGCUCGCUCCCACUUGCCUCACCCCGCCGCCUCAUACCCACCCCUUACUGAUCACACACAGCCCCCUGCCAUCCCUCCUCGCUCCAUCGACCGCACCGCCACCAGGCAAAUCAUCAGCACCACUCACAAGCCCAUCGCCUCCACCACCAGAACCUUCCGUAGAACCAACACCAUCAGUACACCUUACCGUGCUUUCAUCACCUCCCACCACCUCCCACCUGCCUCCUCCACCCAGACCCAUGCCACUGCAGCCUCCAUCCCUUACUCCGUCUCCACCAUCCCUGCCGAUGCCACUCCACCCACCUCCUACUCCACCACCACAACUGCUUAUCACCCACCCGUCACCUCCACCUUCUCCAACCCAAGCUAUUUCUCCUACAGCACUAUGAAUGUUGACUCUUCACCCGAUGACAGGAACCCGCCUUACAACACCUCCAGGAACACCUCUAGGAUAUCCGCCUCACUCACCUCCCUCACCACUUACUCACGCAGACCGCACUACCACCACAAUCAGUAUUUCUGGUGAGCACCAAAGCACAUGGUUGAUUCACACCACCAGUGCUUCAUAUCACCAGGAUUGUAACAUAACUCUCAUCACUCAUUCAUACACACACUCACACAUACAAAGAAGAAACCUUUAAAAUGUUUACUUUCUAUACAGCAAGACCAACUGUAUGAACAUAUCAGAAUAAGGUACACAUCACACACUCAUACACUCCAUGUGCAUUAAAAAAUUUGGUGUAUUGGUUGUGUUGUACCAAUCUUCAACCUCCUUCUACACAUAUACACACACACACACAUACCAACAAACUUGCACCACAAAACACCAAAGCCCGUGCGUCAGUGUGGGUCUGUGCCGCCCUGCACACACUGCUGGGGUUUGGGUGGUGCUGGGGCAUUGCCGGGGGUCAGGAACAAUGGCUUCUAAACAAGCUGCAGCGCGAGAAAUUUAACUCGAUACAAAAAGAAAAAAAUAAUAUAUAUAUAUAUAUAUAUAUAUAUAUAUAUAUAUAUAUAUAUAUAUAUAUAUAUAUAUAUAUAUAUAUAUAUAUAUAUAUAUAUAUAUAUAGUUCCCUAUAACAGAUACAAAAAAUCAUCCAAAAAAAUGAAUAAAAAGUAAAUAAAGAGAGAUUAGAAUGUAGUGUUUUCAGUGUGUACUGUGAGAUAAUGUUAGCUUCCCAGAUUACUGUUCUAUCCUGUUACAUACUUUAAAUAAUUUACCUUUGCAUGGUUCAGAAUCUAAAGAGUUAGAAUAAAUAUGAAAGUAACAGAGUCUAGUUAUGUAAAAGAUUCACAUGUAUUUAUAUUUGUUCUUGGAUGGAAUAUUUAAAUUAUUAUGUUUCCCUUCAGAUAUAUCAAUAUAUAUUUGUCUUUCCUUGUUGCAAAACUGUAAACAUAAAAGAUGAAUUACAUGAACAUAAUUGUUGAUAAAAGUAUGAUUUCUUGCACCAAGUUACAAUGUGAACCUGUACAGUAGAUGUAGUGCUGAGGAGUGUAGGAGUAUGGCCAGCCGUGCAUCUGUCACUGUGUCUUUCUUGAGGCGGGUCACUCGUGUUAGCGUGACAGAGAGAGAGAGAGAGAGCAAGGGUUGUCUGGAGUCCUUGUCUUGUCAGAUCCUUAGUACAACCUGAUCCACUUCCUGGCUAUAGACAUGUACCAAACAGACAGAUGUUGCAUGAAUGCCAAAUGGAAGAUUACAUAUAUGGAAGCAAGACUAUUUUUCUUCAACCACUAGUGUGGUUUACUCAGAAGUCACAGAGCCUUGAAACCGGACCUUGUGCCUGCCCAGGGCCCAGUCAUUGUAGACAGUUAUGUGUGGACGUGAGGAGUGAAUGUUGGAUUGCCGUGUGAGUGGCAAUGCAGCGCAUGUCUGUGGGUGACCACUUUGCUGUGAACUGUACCUUCAGUUUUCCAGGAUCUGGAUUGCACCCUUGUUUGGUGGAGAGGGGAAAAGAUGGUGUCAUUUGCUCCAUGUUAUCAUGAGUUACAGCAAGUCUUUGAAUUAGAGAAUAUGGUUACGUAAGAAGUGUAUUUUUUUGUCUGUUGCAAGAACAUACUUUGGAAAGACAGAAUAGUUAUUUUUCCACAGUUAGGUUAUGUAUGUAUCCCAAGACAGUUUUUACCUCUCCUGUGUCAGUGUAUUCAAUGUUGCCUUCACCUUCUUACUGUUGAGCCACCAUCUCAUUGUUGAUCAAUACUCAGUGCCCCAGCGCAGCACUCUCUGGCUGCUCCUCAAAACAGGCUUUUUAUUCACUCAAACAAUAACAGUUCUAGAUGAAUUAUGCAAAUUUUUGAGAUGAUACAAAGUGUUCAUAUAGUUUGUAGAACACAGCUUGGGUUGUAUAUCUGGUGAGGGUAAUCUUGUAGUGAAUAUACCUGUACCUUAAUUUUGUAAAGGUGUAAAUGAGUCACCCGUAGAUGUACCUGUUCUCUCUCGUAGCAAUGUAUGCCAGGUGAACGCAAAAAUUAUAUUUUCCUCAAAAAAUACUCUAAAAUGAAAAUUCAUCUUUUUGAAUGUUAUGUGCAGGGAAUGUGAAAUGGAGAAUCCUGCCGUGUUACAAUGAAAGACAAUGAGAUCAACCUCAAAGUGGAGUAGAGAGUGUAGUGGUGUGGAGGACACUACCUUUCCCUGAGUGACUCACCUGUGUCUGUGUACCUGUGUGGGUGGGUGAGGGGAUGGCCAGGAGCCCCUCCCUCACCCCAUCCCUGCCUGGGGUGUUGUGCUGCAUGCCUCACACCUCACAGGUACUCACUACACACAGGCUGCCAUCUGAAAAGGCACCACUCCACACAUUAAAACGAGCAAUAUUCAUACCAUGUUGUUUUUGUGUCUAUUGAAGUUUUCCUAAAUAAAAAGAAAGGCGGCACAAUCUGGAUCUCCAUCACUACAAAAUUGUUAUGUGUUGCUGAUAUCUGAGCGGAUGCAAUCUGAGCAGUGUUAGCAGGGACAAUCAUGGAACACUUCACAGGAUGGCUGAGGGGGGCUGGAUCCUUGCUCUACCUGGCAAUUGUGACACUGUGAGGUGACCUUCAAACAUGCAUCAUUCAUGACAAAUCAAUAAAAGUGUUUUUGCUA